Strongylus vulgaris is the source of this 1035-nucleotide messenger RNA. NCBI's taxonomy places the organism in Eukaryota, Metazoa, Nematoda, Chromadorea, Rhabditida, Strongylidae. The record is from the annotation of a GenBank genome assembly.
AUGGAAUUCCUUCUUUGCUGUCUCGACUUCUUAAGCAUACAAAUAUCCAGUGAACAAAAAUCGGACGAAAAGUAUAACAAAACGUUAGCAGAUGAAUUUUACACCGCACAGUCUAAAAUGCUUGCUUAUCUAAGCAUAAUGGGGAAAAUACGCGAGUUUAUGGAGCAGAUACUGGCAAACGGCGACAGAUUCAUUAAUGGGGUUCUUAGCCUUUUGGAACAAUGUCCAGCCGAGUUGAUCGUCGUUAGAAAAGAUGUCUUGAUCACACUCAAGUUCUUUUUCAUCUCUGAUCUUCGUCCAAAAUUUAUUCAACUUCUACCUCGCUUGCUAUCCGAAGUAGCCCUUAUCGGUUCUGGAUACACAGCUGUGGAUCACCUCAGAGGUUAUUUUUACCAAACUAUGGCUGAUUUUCUUCAUCAUGUGCGUGCUUCUCUGUCUUUUGACAUGCUUGCGCACGUUGCUUUCGUAUUCUGCCGAGAAAUGCACGAUAAUUUACUGCCUUACCAGAUACAAGUAAUAUGUGCUAGAAUGUUGAGCAGUGUACUGGAAGGUUUGUCCAAACAUGCGAAAGAAGGAGAAGCGACUCGUGACCUAAUUCUAAUGAUUUUGGAGAGUCUUGUUGUAAAAUUGAAAAUGAUAGCUGUCUAUCAUCUGCCAUUGCUAUUCAAGCAAUAUGCUGCAGAGAUAAAUUACGACUACAAAUCCUGCGAUCGAGAUGGGUCUGAUACUUUGGAAAACGAUAAGACCUCAAAUGACGUUAUCCGUGAGGAAGUUCGCAGGUGCUCAAUCGAUACUGCUCCUGAAAUGGAGAUAGGACCCGCGGAUCUACCACAACCUCCAGCUCCGGUAAUACCGGUUCCGAAGGAUAGCGGUCAUAGGCAGUCAAGCCCCAGCACUAUUCUAACUCAGAUGUACACCAUGAAUGCUCCACCAAUACCUCUAACUGAGGCUCGAACUAUUGUAAAAUUCAUACUGUUGGCCUGCAAAAUGGGAACAACUGCUCUUGCUGGAGCUAACAGAAGCUCGCGUGAGUAA